AGGAGGGUCUCUAACAGUGGGCCCCACGCUGGCUCCCUUGACCAGUCGCUGGAGUGAGGGCAGGAAGCAGCAGCCCAGACCCUGGAGCUGGAAACCGGAGCUCACAGGAAGGAUCAGUAUUGCGUGUCCCCAACUUGAAGUGAUGACUGUGUCCUGCGGUUUCUGCAGUUUCUGGACUAGGAGACCAUCAUGUUUCUGCUGUUUAUGUGCCUCCUUGCAGCUCUCACUGCAGCUCAGAAAGCUUCCGUCAGAACUUGCUCCAGGUAUCAGAAUAAACUGAACUGCCUGAAUCGUAAUUUUACUGAGAUCCCGCAAGUGCCAACAGACAUCAUCCAGCUCAACUUAAUCAACAACAGAAUCAGGCUUAUUGAAGAGACAUCGUUUUCUCAGCUACUGGUGCAGCUACGGAUUCUCCUCAUUGGAUUACAGACCGAGCCACCACUGCGUGUCAGAGCAAGAGCAUUUAGGAAUCUGCCCAAUUUGAUGUACCUUGAUCUGGGUGGAAAUAAAAACUUGACGCUGGACGUGGAGGCGUUUGCUGGGCUACGGAAACUGCAAAUCCUGUAUCUUGACCACAAUGGUUUGACUGACUCAAUCUUGCAACGGGGACAUUUUAAAAAUUUAAUCUCACUGCACACCCUCAUUCUUGACGGAAACAAGAUCAAGCAAAUCAGACCGGAUUCAACAUUUUCUAGCCUAAGAGCUUUGAAAAAUGUUCAUUUUAAGGCAAAUGUGAUUCGCCAGAUUUGUGAGGGGGACCUGCACAAUGUCCCACGGGGGUAUUUUGAAACAUUCGACAUCUCCUCAAACAGACCCUUGUACGCAAAUGAAAACUUUGACUGGGAGCAGUGCGGGAAUCCUUUCAAAAACAUAAUGCUGAACACAUUGGACAUUUCACAAAUUGGCCUUAAUGUCCACGGGCUGGAGAAGAUGUUUUUAGCUAUGAAAGGAACGCUUAUCAUUCACCUGAAGAUGCAACAUUUGACCAUUGGGAGGUCGUUUGGCUAUAAUAACAUAGAAGAUCCAAACAAUCGGACACUGGCUGGUCUCAGGGACAGUUCUGUUCUGAAUCUGGAUAUGUCCCAUGGCUCCAUCUUUACACUUGCCCCCUAUUUAUUUUCACACUUAACUUUCUUGAAGUUGCUUACAUUAUCUUUCAACAAGAUCAAUCAGAUUGAAACUAACGCAUUCUUUGGCCUAGACUCCCUUCUGCAAUUAAACCUUUCCUUCAAUCUGCUGGGAGAGAUCUACUCAUCUACCUUCGAAGGUCUGAGGAAUGUCACGUUAAUUGACUUGCAGCACAACCACAUUGGAGUCAUUCAGUAUAAUGCGUUCCGCGGACUGAAUCAGCUGAUGACGUUGAACCUUCGAGACAAUGCACUCUCUGUUAUUUCUGGGUUUCACCAUCUCCCACAAAUGGCUUAUUUCUUAGUGGGCCUCAACCGAAUCAGCUCAGUUUAUGGCCUGGAGGCAGUUUCCAGGAGCACCUUUCUUGAUUUCUCAAACAAUGCCUUUACAAACCUCGAUGUUUUCUAUGCCAUCAUGCAACUUCCUUUUGUGAAGCAUCUUUUGUUGAGGGAAAACCGUAUAUCGAAGUGCACGCCUGCUCGAACUGAUAUCAUUCCAAAAAACAAUCAGUUAAUCCACCUUGAACUCUCAAGUAAUUUCCUCGAUUUGGUAUGGACAUCAAAGCAGUGCUGGGAAGUGUUUCAUAACCUGACUAACCUAACUGUUCUUCUUCUCAAUCAAAACUAUCUUACCGAGCUACCACAAGAUAUUUUUAAAGGUUUGGUUUCUCUGAAGAGACUCAACUUAUCAUCUAACUCUCUGACCAAACUCAGUCAGGGUCUGUUUCCCAGCUCACUUGAAAUUCUCGAUCUAUCUGAAAAUCGCCUUGUGUCACCAAACCCAGAUGUGUUCAGUUUUGUGAGUCACCUGGACUUGAGGCAAAACCAAUACAUCUGUGAUUGUGGUCUCAGGGUGUUUAUCGAAUGGUUAAAUACCACGGAGGUGGUCUUGGCGCAACCGUUAACAGAUGUGUACUGUGUGUUUCCAGAUAAUUUACAAGGGACUCCUCUUCUCUCUCUGAGCACUGAUGGGUGUGAUGAAGAUGAUAAUGUGGAAUCCAUACAGUUUGCUCUCUUUGUGUUCUUCACAACUCUAUUACUGACUAUUGGCUCUUGUGUCCUUCUCUACAAUCACUACAGAGGCUUGAUCUACAUCUGGUACAAAAGAACAACAAACAAGAUCAUGAAUGGUCAGAAGGCAGAUGAGGAAGGGAAGGCCUAUAAGUUUGAUGCAUACCUAUGCUUCAGCAGUAAUGACAUUGAGUGGGUGACAAAUUCCCUUCUGCAAUACUUGGACUCCCAGUUCAAUGAGAAGAAUAGGUUUCAGAUGUGCUUUGAAGACCGUGACUUCAUUCCUGGCGAGGACCAUAUUACGAACAUACGUGAUGCAAUCUGGAGCAGCAAGAAGACGGUCUGCAUUGUGACCAGGCAGUUCCUGAAGGAUGGCUGGUGUGUCGAAGCCUUCAAUAUCGCGCAGAGUCGACUUUUCCAUGAACUGAGGGAGGUGAUGGUCGUGUUGGUUGUCGGCAAGCUCCCGGACUACCAGCUCAUGAAGUACCAGCCCAUCAAAGCCUACAUCCAGAGCAGGCAAUACAUGCGCUGGCCAGAAGACCCACAGGACCACAAGUGGGUCUUGGACAGGCUGGCCUACCAAAUUUUGCAGGAACCCAGAAGGAAAAAUGCAGAACUGCAGAAGCCUCUCAGUCGUCUGAAUUUCUUCAGAAGGAAUAAGGCCAAUGACAGCUUUAGAUUGCAACAGGUUGCAACAGUUGCAAGAUAAGAAUGGCCCGCAGGAGAUGCUGGCUGCAGGCCGACUGCAAGAUUAAACUCGAUCUCCUUCUGAAUGGCUCUUCAAAAACAGCAAAGUACGCCACCAACAGGUGACCUGUAGCCUCAACACUUAACUGCAACAAGUCUGCUGUAACAUAAAAACUACCUCAACAAAUGAACCAAUGUGCUCUCAGUACCUCUGAGUCACAGCCCCACCCAGCUCUGCACGCCUUCCGAGACCCAGAGAAAGGCACAUGCCCAACUCACUUCAUUUUUUUUUAAACCGUUGCGACCUUCAUUUGAGUUUAAUCGCCUACCUCCAUCAGGCAGGUACUCUAGCUUAAAUAAAACAAAGAACUGCGGAUGUGAGAGACCUGAAACAAAGGCAGAAAUUGCGGGAGAAGCUCAGCAGGUCUGGCAGCCUCUGUGGGAAAGUAGUGGAGUUUUAACAUUUUUGGAUCCCAUUCUGAAAAAGACUCACUGGAGUUGAAACUGUUAACUCUGCUUUCUUCCCACAGAUGCUGCCAGACCUGCUGAGUUUCUUCAGCAAUUUCUGGGUUUGUUUUGGGUGCUCCAAUUGGUCAUUCAUACAGCUGGCACUGACAGGAGCAUGCCCUUGGCUAGUGAGAUGGAAGGACAGCUGGCUCACAGCUGUACACAAACAUGCAGAGUAUGCGAAGGAGGUCUUGUGCCCCACUGGGUAACCUCUGAGCCUAUAGCUCUCGGUCCCAGUCUGCCUUCAGGUUUGGGUAGCCAAGGAAUAUGCCGUCACAGCACAGAUUCUUAAAGGGAGCGUCCAGUUGGCUUGAUAGCCAGAGCAGAUCAAAUCAUUGCCAUCGACAGGGGGUUUGAGCUGGUUUGGGGGUCACUUCAAGACCCGUGUUCUUUGGCCUCCUUGGUUUCUGUGCUAUAGGUUGUCAGAAAACUGGAGAGAUCACGUCGUCCAUAGGAGCCAGGGUUAGUUUCAUCAGUUCACUUGAUCAGUGGAGAUUUUGAAAGCAUGUGGAUUAUCUAUUACCUAAAAAGCAAAGAUGGUACUAAAUCGAACAAUCUAUUUGACCCAAUAGUCUCCAUGGGUGUUUAUCUGCUACAUGAGCAGUAAUUAUGAAUGCUACAUGCCUGCUGUCCCUUAUAACUGAUAUUAACCAUUCUGUUGAACACGUACAAAACUGAUUUUUAACCACUGACAUUAUUCUCCUUUAAACACUGACUCCAGGGCAGCAUUCCACUGUCCGGAACCUUCUGUGUAAAAAAAGUAGGAAUUUCUUCUGCUGCCUGGCUGUAUUCCAUUGAUCUUGUAGCUUCUGGUGGCAUUAACCUCUCAACAAGCAUUCGGCAUGUUGAGCCCACUUCACUAUUCAGUAAAAUCAUGGCAGAUCUGAUUGUCACCUCACACUCACAUCCCGGUCCCCUUUCAUCCCGCACAUAACAAGAAUCUAUCCAACAACGCCAUAAAAAUAUUCAACGACUUCCCUUUGACCACCUUUUUCAGGAAGAUCAGUCCCAAGACUUAUGAUCAUCUAGGAUAAAAACAUUUCACCUCACCUCUGAUCGGAAUAAGUGGCCACUCAUUUUUAAACAAUGAUCUGCAAUCUCCCACAAGAAGAAACAUCCUUUCCACACCUACCCGUCAAGACCCCUCAGGGCCUUAUAUGUUCUAAGCCCCACCAGUUACAAGCCCAGCCGAUCCAACCUCUCCUCAUAAGAUACCAGCCCAUUACCAUUCUUUGCUGAACUGCUUCUAAAGCAGCUACCAACACCUUUAAAUAAGGUGACUAACACUGUGUGUGGUUUUCCAGACAUGCAGUCAUCAAAUAUCCAUGAAACUGAAGCAUAACCUCCCCACUUUUGUAUUCAACUCCCUAUCGCGAUAAAUGAGAACAUUCUAUCAGUUUUCUGACUUACUUGCUGUACCUGUGUACAAACCUUUUCAGCAGGCUGACCAACGAUAGUAGAUUCGCCAACUUUAGGUACAUUUAAGUCGUCAUUGGAUAAGCGUAUGGAUGUACAUGGAAUAGUGUAUGUUAGAUGGGCUUCAGAUCGGUAUGACAGGUCGGCACAGCAUCGAGGGCCGAAGGGCCUGUACUGUGCUGUAAUGUUCUAUGUUCUAUGACCAGAUGCCUCUGUAUUUCAGAGCUCUGCAAUCUCUAACCCUUCGCACAAUAUGCUCAUUUAUUAUAGUUCCUGCCAAAGUGGAAAUUUUCACAUUUUCCCACAUAAUACUGCAUUCGCCAAUUUCUUCUGCCUCAUCAUUUAACUGAUCAAUGUCUUUUUGCAGCUUCUUAUAGUCUUUGUGAAUUAAUUUCUGAACGAUCUCUGUGUCAUUAGUUGAUGGCAACUGGACCAUCUGGCUCUUUAGCCACCAAGUCAUUUCUCUAAAUGGUUACCAAUAGCAAAGGUGUCACAUUCACUGUGUUCCAAACUGAUGGACCUUCCCUGAAUCAUGGGAGCUUUGGAAAAUUAAAUCAACAAUCUCACUAGCCACUUCCUUUAAGACCCUAGGAUGAAGCCCAUCAGGACAUGGUCAGCCCACAGCUUUGACAAUUCAGUUCCAAUCAUUGAAAUCCAUUUUGUUCCAUCCUUUGAUAAGUUUAAACGCCUCUUGUUCAAUUGUUCCAUUCCUCUGCUUUAAUGAAGCCAGCUCGUUUGUUAAGUCUAUGUUUUUAUUUCCUUACAGUUGGCAGCUUCCUCUCUGUUAUACCUUCACUGUUGCUUUAACAUUUUUCCUGUUGUGUGGGGCCCUUAAACUGCACACAGAAUUCUGGUUGUGGUUUGAACAAAGGUUUAGUAAAGGUUCAAUGCUCAUUCUGACUUUAAUGUUUCAUAAUUUUUAUCAUAAUGAAUCAAACUAAUAGUUUCCAUGCAAAACGUGGGUCUUGUUUUAGCUGCUGAUUUGGAAUUGUAGAAUUUUAUGGUGCAGAAGGAGGCCUUUCUACUUAUUGUGUCUGUACUGGCUCCUCAAGGAACUGCCCAGCUGGUCCCAAUCUCCAGCCCUAUCUCUGUAGCCCUCUAAAUCCAUUACUUUCAAAUAUAUAUCCAGCUCCCUUUUGAAACCUCCUAUCGAAUUCGCCUCCACUCCUCCCCCAGGUAGUGCAUUCCAAACCCUAACAAUUCUGAGUGAAGAGGUUCCUCCGCAUCUCACUUCUAGGUGACAGUCUUGACAUUGUGACCCUCCAUCCCCCACCCCGGUCACUGGCACAGUAGUAAUGGUGUGUGCUGGAGUCAUCCAGGUGAAACUGAGGAAGAUACUUUUCUCCUGCCCCCAGUCAUUUCUGCAGCCCCUCAAGCUCACCCCAUCCCUCAGAUAUGUGACUACGAAGUAGCACCUUGGCCUGAUGUUCCAUCAGUUCUUCUGGAAGUGUGUCUGCUACUUUCCCUCUCUCUACAUCUCUUAAAUCUGUCAAGGAUAUGAAGUCACUUCUCACUGUGGACCCACCGUACAGCUCACUAUGUCAUGUUGGUUUCCCCAGCGUCAGUUAGUAUCCCCAUUCCAGUGGGCCAGAGUAAUGUGUUCCCUCCCAUUUGCGGUCUGGAUGAACUGCCCACCCAUGUUGAAGAGAUUUUAUGUGAGAAUUGUAAGACUGUGAAACAUUUUGUGUUCUGUGUGAUUGUACUGUGAGGUGAUCCCCUGCUCCAUUUGCCUCUUUGCUAAAGACUGUUACUAUAUUGACCUGCGAAAAUGGAUUAGGUUGGAAUUUGCCCAGUGUGGAAACUUUGCUUAAAACCAGAAAUGCCUCCAGUGAAUUUUGCUCCACAACUGAGAUUUCGACCCAAAUGUGACGCUUUUGAUUCUUAAAUGUGGGUAGAAAAUUUAAUUGAAACAUAUAAAAUAAUCAGAGGGUUAGAUAGGGUGGAUAGGGAGAGCCUUUUUCCUAGGAUGGUGACGGCGAGCACGAGGGGGCAUAGCUUUAAAUUGAGGGGUGAAAGAUAUAGGACAGAUGUCAGAGGUAGUUUCUUUACUCAGAGAGUAGUAAGAGAAUGGAACGCUUUGCCUGCAACGGUAGUAGAUUCGCCAACUUUAGGUACAUUUAAGUCGUCAUUGGAUGAGCAUAUGGACGUACAUGGAAUAGUGUAGGUUAGAUGGGCUUCAGAUCGGUAUGACAGGUCGGCACAACAUCGAGGGCCGAAGGGCCUGUACUGUGCUGUAAUGUUCUAUGUUCUAUGUUCUAAAAUGGGAACUUUAUUUUUUUAUAUCCUACUUUUGUAUAUGUCCUUUUAUAUCCUACAAUAAACGUUGUUAUAUUUUACUGAAUAAAAAAUGUGAACAUUUCAACCAGCUUUCCUGUGAAGUCCUGCAGCACACUUUGUGUUCUUGUUAAGGCUGUGUGUCACAGGUAUGUAGCCAUGUAUCCCUGUAUUGUAUAAGUCAGCAGCAGCUCAUUAGGCUGAACUGAGAGUUUGGGGAAAGUAGUGGUGUCAUGAUGUUAUCACUGGACUGACAUUCCAGACCUCCAGGCUAAAAUUCUUGGGCCAUGGGUUCAGAUUCCACUCAAGUAUGAGUAGUGACACUUGAAUUUAAAAUCCACUGAAUGGUGAUCACAAAAUUCCCAUCUGAUUCUGAUUUUUGACAUCCUUGAAAGAAGGAACUCUGCUGUCAUUACCUGGUCUGGCCUACAUGUGUCUCUAGACCCACAGCAAUGUGGUUAAACAUUAAACUGGCCUCUGAAAUGAUCUAACAAACCUCUCAGUUCAAGGGCAAAUAGGGAUGAGCAACAGAUGCUGAACUAGUCAGCGGAGUGUGGAUGAAUGUAGACAAAUGAUUGACUCUCCUAUGAAAGGCGCUGACUUAGAGAAAAGACCCAGCAGCCAUUAGGUUGAGGAGUGACGGGAAAGACCUGUCUGAAAAAUUAUUUUUCAACCAUGGAAAGGAUCAAAGAAACAUUGAGGCCAGCAGUGUCCAUGGGUCACAGUCACAAAUGUCCUAAUUAAGCCGUAACAUCACUCAACCUGGGAAAAUCACAGCAAAUGUGUAUUCACCAUUCUAAUGAGUAAUUUUCAUCAAAGAUGGAGAGCCCCCAUAAAGUAGUCCUCAGUUUCUGUACCUUAUGUACAAGUGUACAAGUCCUCCUCUCCAGGUCUCUAUCCAUGUAGGUUUCUAAUCCUCACGUUAUGUUCAUGGGAGGAGGAAAGUAAAUACUUACUUUUCUGCAGUACCAUAUAUCACCUCAGAAUAUCCCAAAGUGACUUGUAGCCUUCACUGAUUUUUCAUCAUUUUUAUCCUUUUUAUCAAUUUUGCAUUAUAAGCUGGAAAUGACUGAUGGGCUUCAGGACAACAUAGUGUUAAAAAGACAAGAACAUAUCAAACAAGCUUUGUUUAUUUAUGAGGCCAGGCCUGGAGGCUAAUUGCAAGCUGAGUCCCGACUUAAAAGGUUCUAACAGAAACAAUAACGGGAAAAGCAUUACAUUUAAACUGCUAGCAGAAGUUGCCUAUUAAGAAGGUCAAUAGCUGGAAAUUGGUUCUGGCAAGUCUGAAAGAGACCCUGCAUUCAGCAGAUGACAGCUGUUAAAUGGUAAUUGAGACCUCAGAGAGAGUCGAUUAGUCUAUCAGGGUGGAACCAGGAGUGAAGUAGUUUGUUUUUCUGAGCUAUGUUUUCUGAGAGAUGGUUCUGGGCUGCUGCUGCGACAACAUGGGCAUUUGAAAGCUCACUGUGCAAUCAGAUGCAUCAGUUUUUGAAAGCCCAAAGAGUAGAAAACUGAGUUGGAAGUUUUAGCUGCCAUUGCCUAGGUGAACUGAGGAAGUAUGAAAUAGCGUAUUGUGAAAGCAGUUUAAAUGAUCUGGCCAAUCUUGUUAUUUUAUUUAUUCUUUAGUUGUUUGUUUGUCUGUAUUUCGUGUAUUUGGGAGCUGGCUGGAAUCAAAUGUUUUGGGAUUAAAGCACAGACAUUAAUCAGUUUAUUGUGAUUCUUAAUUUUCUGUCUGCUAUUGUUAUUUUCUGUCUAAUAAAUAGUUAAAAUUUAUCUUUGAGAUACAAAACCAGUUUCUGGAAAUUAAUCAUUCAUGAAGUCUGGGAUUGGUUAGGCAAAAGUCUGGUCAGGAACUGUUGGAAUAAUUAUUGGGGGACUUUGAUGGUUUAGUUUUACCAUGCUGUGAAUACAGAAGUAGAAAGUCCACUUUGGUUCAGCCACUCAUCUCUGUGUUGUAAC
Messenger RNA from Stegostoma tigrinum, 8978 nucleotides. RefSeq names its product sushi domain-containing protein 4. The transcript is spliced from 3 exons. Gene Ontology annotation, cellular component: membrane. Gene Ontology annotation, biological process: negative regulation of complement activation, alternative pathway; toll-like receptor signaling pathway; inflammatory response. Lineage: Eukaryota; Metazoa; Chordata; Chondrichthyes; Orectolobiformes; Stegostomatidae. The record is from RefSeq and is a predicted model, not a curated record. Gene Ontology annotation, molecular function: transmembrane signaling receptor activity; protein binding. Bases 190 to 2847 code for a protein of 885 amino acids.